Messenger RNA from Lotus japonicus, 1513 nucleotides. RefSeq names its product ADP-glucose phosphorylase. The record is from RefSeq and is a predicted model, not a curated record. Lineage: Eukaryota; Viridiplantae; Streptophyta; Magnoliopsida; Fabales; Fabaceae. Gene Ontology annotation, molecular function: UDP-glucose:hexose-1-phosphate uridylyltransferase activity; zinc ion binding. Gene Ontology annotation, biological process: beta-D-galactose catabolic process via UDP-galactose, Leloir pathway. The transcript has 3 exons. The coding region runs from base 70 to 1095 and encodes 341 amino acids.
UUUCCAUAAUAUAAAGACAAGGUAUGAGAGAAGACUGGGUUUUAAGCACAGCAACUUAAGAGUAAGACCAUGGCAUCAUCUUCUUCAGGGAAUCCAAACCCAGAACUGAGAAAAGACCCCGUGUGGAACCGCUGGGUGAUAUUCUCACCCGCGAGAGCCAAACGCCCCUCUGAUUUCAAGUCAAAAUCACCCGCCGACCCGAACCCGAACACCACUUGCCCCUUCUGCAUCGGCCACGAGCACGAGUGCGCACCCGAGAUCUUCCGGGUCCCGCCCGAUGACCCGAACUGGACCAUCCGGGUCAUCCAGAACCUCUACCCGGCCCUCUCACGCGACCUCCCCGACCCCGAUCCCGUGACCCACACCUCCGCCGGGUCGGUUCUUGCCGGGUUCGGAUUCCACGACGUGGUGAUCGAAACUCCGGUUCACUCUGUUCAGCUCGUUGAUCUGUCGCCUGAGGAAAUUGCACAGGUCUUCGUUUCUUACACCAAGAGAAUCCAACAAUUCGCGACCCGUGACUCUAUCAAAUACGUGCAGGUGUUUAAAAACCAUGGGGCUUCAGCUGGUGCAUCAAUGAGUCAUUCUCAUAGUCAAAUGUUAGCCCUACCAGUUAUUCCACCUAGUGUUUCUGUCCGUCUUGGAAGUAUGAAGGAUUAUUUUGAUAAGAUGAGGAAAUGCUGUAUAUGUGAAAUUCAAUGUGAGGAUCUCUUGAUUGAUUCAUCUACCUACUUCUUGUCACUUGUUCCCUUUGCUGCUGCAUUCCCUUUUGAGAUAUGGAUUGUUCCCCGGUAUCAUUCUGCUCAUUUCCAUGAAUUGGAUGCUGAGAAGGCCGUUGAUCUUGGUGGUUUAUUGAAACAAACGCUUAGGAAGAUGUCUGUGCAGUUGAACAAUCCGCCAUUCAACUUUAUGAUUCACACGAGUCCACUGCAUGAUCAUGGAUCAGAGUUAGCAUACAGUCAUUGGUUUAUACAAAUAGUGCCCCAGCUAAUUGGGAUUGCUGGUUUUGAGAUUGGAACUGGGUGUUACAUAAAUCCUGUUUUUCCUGAGGAUGCUGCAAAGGUUCUAAGAGAUGUGAAUGUUUCAAAGUCAGGAUAAAACAGGUAGAAACAUACUGGUAAUUUUAUCUAAAACUUGUAAGAUAAUAAAAAAUUUCAUUACCGUAUCUGUUACGGUAAAGGGUCUCUUUGUGUCAGCUUAUGCAUAGCGAUAGUAAGUCCCUCUCUAGGUGCAUUUGCGGGAACUAAUUCCCCUUAGUUUUGGUCCAAAGUUCAAAACCAGUAGUAAGGUGGAUAUGACACCUCAGUUAUAAGCUAUCUAUGUUUGUAGUUAUGAUUCAUCUUGAUUAGUAAGGUGGAUAUGGCACCUCAGUUAUAAGCUAUCUAUGUUUUUAGUUAUGAUUCAUCUUGAUUGAAAUAUGGAGGAUCAUUUUGACAGGUAAAAUUGUCCCUUAUUCUGAAAAAGGAAGGAUUUGGACGGAGUCUUAAUAAAUAAGAUUGUUGAUCAUUUUGUUAUA